AUGUCGUCAACUAUGGGACCUACUAGCCAGGCGAAGUCAUGGUGGUCGCGGUCGAAGUCGAAGGACUCCUCAGGUUUAACGCCAAAGCGGUCGUUCUCGAAUCUCGUGGACGACGAGAAGCACAUGCGGUCUGCACCUCGUAAAUUAACGAAGACCAAAGAUGCUACUGCCGGUCUGAAAUUCAAUACGCUGGCUUCUGCAAUGGGCUUCAGGUCCAAAAAGCUGCCUUCACUUGCUAUACAGGAUCCUCCGACUAACACUUCAGUGCACCGAUCUACAUCUGACAACUCCGCUCCUUCCCCCUUCUACACCAACCGACCUCCCGCGAAGUCCGUAUCCACAGCUCGCUCUUCGGAAUACGACGGGGACGAGGCGUCCGACCCGCAUGACAUCCCGGAACCCCGUACGCCCUCAGAUCACCCAAGAGAUCGAAUGUCGUACCAGACGUCUGUCCUCACAUUGUCGGAAAUGGAUCCCUUUGCCGCAGGAGGAGUCGUCAUACAACAGUCGCAGGACUCAUACCGGCAGUCUGUGUUCUCGGAUUCAUCCCUGCUGGAGCCUCAUCGUAAAAGAAGCGAUUUUGUGUCCAAUAACCGCACCUCGUAUGCGUCUUCAUCGUCUAAUUCGCACAGCUAUUUGUCAGAGCCUCGGAGUGGCAAGAUGUCUUCCAGGAUCACUCGCUCAUCCAGAACACCCUCUGAUACGAGCAUGAAGCAAGAGCCUCGUCGUCAAGAGACUCUGUUUGUAGACGACGGCAGGUCUGUGGCCAGUGCUGAGCCUCGGAGUAUACGGGCACGUCUCAAAACGCCGUCGGGUUCGAACUCUUCAUGUUCUACCGUCACGCCAGGUGACUACCGGAACAGGUUGAGUGAGCCUCCUCCGGGAGCUCCACACCCUCAUCCCCGGGCAAGAGCCUCAGAUCCUCAUGGGUUUCACUCGCCUUUGGGCGCCGCUUCCCCUUCUUUAUCUCCGCUAACCUUUGCCGGCCCAAGCGUGACACCGCCUCCCGGCACCGACUCUCCGGUGUCACCCUCCUCUACUCGCCCGUUAGUGCUCGUCCGUAAAGCUUCCGCUUCGAUAGUGCACAUGCCUCCCCCAAGUCUUGCGCCUCCCACAGCAAACCUUCCGCCUCCUCCCUUGUCAUCAUUCGUUGCUCCAGAACCUUCGUCUUCUGCGGACAACCUUUCCAUUUUCCUAUCUAAUCCACCAUCACCGAGCACAUCUAGCGUGAGUCUUGCCCCCAGCUUUGAAUUUAGCGUGGAGGAUUCUGCCGGAGAUGCGAUUGGGCACCUGAUGCAGGACGUGUAUCCACCGUUACCCGAAGGUUGUUCGAGGCAGAGUAAGGGCAAUGGCAGAAGACGUCACAUUGAUGCUGAGUCCAGCAACUCCUCAAUGAGAAGACUUCCUCCACCCCAUGGAGAUUACAUGCAUCCCGAUCAGAGCAUGUCUGCCCACACGUCGCCGAAACUACUGAAGAAACUUCCUUCACAGCAAAGUCUGCUGGGGAAGCAUUAUUCGGAGCAAAGCCUGACUUCCUCUGUUGUGUCUCUGGGACAGGAUGAGUACGCGAACUGGAGAGGAUCCAGUGGAUCACUUUCAUCCAGCAAAACUCCGCGAAAGCAACGCUCAUUUCAUCAUUCACGACUUCCCCUUCCUCCCUUGCCUGCUCUGCGUCACGCCAACUCGUACAACCACUCUAGUACACCUCCGGAAGGCCGUUUGCCAACGCCAUCGUCUCCGCCGACGACGGACCAACAACAACGUAAGAGCGGCUUCACGCAUACAACCCCGACGUCUGCACGCAAGCGCCUUUUCUCGGGUUCAAGUAGCAGAAGGAGCACAUCUUCCCAAGGGCCUGCUUCGCCUGCUACAUCUGCUGAAGAUGAGACGCGUUCAGUCAUUAACACUGACGAGCCCCGCACUCAGAGCAGGUCCUCGUCGUCGGCGGUACAGAAGGUUAUGAUCUCUUUCGGGAACUUUGGACAUCCGCUUUCCCUAUCGACAAAAAAUGCGUGCGUCGCGCCUUCAUCAUUCUGGAGCGAACCCGGUGAUAGUAUGUCAAGCUCAUACGGCGACAAGAGCGCGUCGCAAACGGAGUAUACCCCCCAGCAUAUCAUACCACCGGCAGACAUGUUGAAGUUGGAGCAGCAACUUGCGGAGGAGGCGGCGCAGAGGGAUCGAGAAAUGGACCAGGAGCAUAAGCCUAAGUUGGAGUUGCAACCGAGGGAUUUUGGUUUCGCCUUCAUUGGGCGGAGGCGACGGUCGGAUUCCAAAUUAUCUGGGUCCAGAACAAGUUCGAUCAUGUCGAGCGUAUCUGCAGCGACGUUGCCGUUCGGGAGCGAGCAUCAUAUACUUGGCGAGAGUUCUACCAGUGGAACAUCGAGUUUGCGACAAACUGCUUCUGCGCGUCCCUCAUCUACUACCAAUCAUAACGGCAAAGCUAGGGAACUUUCCGCCGACAGUUCACGGCUUCCCCUACGAAGCAGCUCUCUGAUGGCGAAGUCAUUCCCAAAGCCACCAACAUCCAUUGCACGACCUUCGACGGCUCAACCCAGCAUUUCGUCACCGACCUCUCCCACGUUUUCAGCUUUUACCGUUUCGCCUGGACGACCUCCCACAAGUCUACCUCCACCUCCUCGGUCACGACCAUCGCGUGAAAACCAACCCAUUCAAGAUGACCCUGUGCUCAAGCGCUCUAGUAUUGUUCCGCUCCAUCCUCUAUCACCGCCUCCCGUCCACAACAGGAUCCGUCGACCACAUACAGCGACAUCGGAUUCACGCAAUGUCCAGUCUCUGAUCACUUCGCCUCCCAGUUCGUUUGACCAGCAGAAGGUCUCAAAGCGGAGGUCCAUCAUGAAGAAACCUUCAUUUUUGGAUAUUGAAGACGAGCUGGACGCCACCACCGAGAAUCUCAUGGAGAUGGAUAUUGAUGUGCCGCCCGCGUCACCUGUCAUGGAAGGCAGUUUCCUGGACAUGGAGCACGGCAGGGAUUCACUCGACACUGAUGCGAGUUGUGACAGCGGUUUCUAUGCUUGA
Messenger RNA from Sparassis crispa, 3036 nucleotides. RefSeq lists its product as hypothetical. NCBI's taxonomy places the organism in Eukaryota, Fungi, Basidiomycota, Agaricomycetes, Polyporales, Sparassidaceae. Bases 1 to 3036 code for a protein of 1011 amino acids. The transcript is spliced from 3 exons. The record is from RefSeq and is a predicted model, not a curated record.